Messenger RNA from Myxozyma melibiosi, 1176 nucleotides. RefSeq lists its product as uncharacterized. Bases 1 to 1176 code for a protein of 391 amino acids. The transcript is spliced from 3 exons. Lineage: Eukaryota; Fungi; Ascomycota; Lipomycetes; Lipomycetales; Lipomycetaceae. Gene Ontology annotation, molecular function: oxysterol binding. The record is from RefSeq and is a predicted model, not a curated record. Gene Ontology annotation, cellular component: cytosol; membrane; intracellular membrane-bounded organelle.
AUGGCUGAGCAAACACCAGAACAAGGCGGCGAGAUUGACAAGGUUCCUGCUUCGCAACGCGGACCGUGGAUGACCUUUCUCAAGUCGCUCGCUACAUCAAAGGGUGAUAUUGCGUCAAUAACUGCGCCUCCCUUCAUCCUCUCGUCGACGUCGUUGACCGAGUACUCAAAAUUCUGGGCCGAGCUUCCCGAUCUUUUCGUUGCGCCGUCGAUGGUGGUUGAUCCCGAAGAGCGGGCGCUGGCGGUGUUCCGGUGGUUCAUCGCGACGCUCAAGGGCCAGUACACGUCGCGCAACGAGGCGCUCGGGUCGGAGAAGAAGCCGCUGAACCCGUUCCUGGGCGAGAUGUUUCUCGGCCGCUGGGAGACCGACGACGAAGGCACGACGAUGCUCGUGUCGGAGCAGGUCUCGCACCACCCGCCCGUGACCGCGUACGCGACCUACAACGACGUGUACGGCGUCGAGCUGACGGGCUAUAACGGGCAGAAGGCGUCGGUGUCGACGACGACGUUGAACAUCAAGCAGGUUGGCCACGCGGUGUACAAAAUCACAAAGUUCGACGAGUCAUACUACAUCUCGCUGCCGUCGCUUCACAUCGAAGGUCUGUUCUACGGCGCGCCCUACGUCGAGCUCGAGGGCUCGACUUUUAUCCAGUCGUCGUCCGGGUACAGCUUCAAGAUUGAUUAUUCGGGCAAGGGCUACUUUUCUGGCAAGAAGAACACCUACAAGGCCAAGAUGUUUGGUCCCGACAGCUCGUCGAAGCCGCUGUACACGUUUAGUGGUCAGUGGUCUGGCAAGUCGACUGUCAAGGACGAGCGCGCCAAGUCCGAGAAACUGUUUUACGACGCCACCGAGCACACGAUUGUGCCGCUGGAGAUCAAGCCACUGGAGGAGCAGUCUCCGUACGAGACGCGCAAGGCGUGGGCGAAGGUUGCCGCGGCGGUCUCGGUGAUGGACUACGACACGAUCCAUGUCGAAAAGUCCAAGAUCGAGAACGAGCAGCGCGCGCUGCGCAAGCAGGAGAAGGAGGAAGGCCGCGAGUGGACGCGAAGGUACUUUACGCUUGUCGAUAGUGAUGAGGGGUUGAAGAAGUUGGCGAGCGGCGCGGGCAUUACUGCGGACGAGAAGGUCUGGCGGUUCAACCGUGAUGAUUUCGAGUCGGGGCCUGAUAAGUGCUAG